AUGAAUAAUUUCGAUUUUAGCAAUCAAAGAUUGGAUAACGCAUUUCGUAUUUUAUGCUCUAAACUCUAUAUGAAAGCAGAAUCUCAACAGUUGGAUCGUAUUAUACAAGCAUUUUCUAAACGUUAUUUUGAAUGCAACAAAAACACUCUGUUGCUUUCUCUUGAUAUCGUGUAUGCUGUUGCUUAUUCUUUGCUCUUAUUAAAUACAGAUUUACAUGUAGUAGGUGGUGGUAGGGCGACUAAAAUGUCUAAAUCUAGCUUUGUAAAAAAUACAAUGGAAACAAUACAGUCCCUUAUAUUACCCGAAAUAGAGCAAUGUGAAGAAUGUCUAUCCACUAUAAGUUAUUAUCAGCAUAAGGACUCAUCUCCUUUAAGCCAAGUUAACAACUCUCCAUCAUCAAUGAGUCAUAUUGUGUUUAAUGAAAAGAACCUUCCUCGAGAUAAUUCUAUCAGUCAAAGAGUCGAAGACAAUGAUAUGCUACAAAGACGAUAUGCUUUGAGUUCAAAAUUAUCAGAAUAUGAUAAUUUAAUAACUUGUACACAAGAAGUUUGGUUAACAGAGAUUGAGGGGUUAUUAAAGGAGAUGUAUGCAGCAGUAAAGGCUCAUAGAAUAGAUCAAGCAGUAACUUCCAACAAACCUAAAACUGACAAUGAGGGUCCACGUAGUAUACAAAGAUCUAAAACAUUACCUAAAAAUAUAUGUAAAGAGACUCAAGGUUCAUUGCAUAUGAAAAGAAAGAGAGGCUAUUCCUUUAUUCAACCAUUUGAAUCUAGCAAUCACUCUAUAACCAAUUUUUUCUUAACAGAUAACGAUUUAGCUUCUUUAUUCACGACCCUUAAGAAAGAGGAAUUGUAUAGGCAAGGACUUGUGAUGCGUAAACAUUUAAUGAAAAGUACAAAUAAGCGAGCAAACCAUCGUCAAUGGCAACUUUGUUAUUUAGUAAUGACUGAUAGUGAAUUAAUUAUGUAUAAACCUGCUAUCCAACAACGAACGAUAAAGGAUUAUAUAAAAGGGAAAAGUAGAUUACUUUGGAAUUAUUAUUCUUCAAAUUCGUUGUUUUCACUACAAGAUAUUAUUCAGCAUUAUCCUUAUUGGCAAGCAAAUAAAGAUGCACCAUGGAUGGAUAUAUUACAAAUGAAUCAUACUUAUACAACUGCAAUUCCACCGCCAGGAUGGAAUCCUCAACGUCCUCAUGUCUUUCGUUUAGAGACAAAUGAGGGUGGAGUUUGGUUAUUUGAAUCGACAGAUCAAUUUGCAGUACAAGCCUGGGUAGAGGUAUGUAACCUUACCGCCGCUAAGAUUAGUAAAGGACCAUUAUUAGGUGCAAUUUGUAAUGUCAAUUAUGGAUGGAAGGAUAUAAAUGAUUAUUGUAAUACGGGACAGCAAGAGUUAGUGAGGAUAUGGUAUCCACCUAUGCCAUGUAUGAUCAAUAGUUUUUUGAAUAUUGAUGAGCAAUAUGAUGAUAUUAAGACUCAAAUUGAGCAGUUACGUAAAGAACUAGAUGAACAUCGUAAACUGAAAUUGUUAGUAGAUAAGAAGGUGACUUAUAAAUAG
Messenger RNA from Cokeromyces recurvatus, 1554 nucleotides. RefSeq lists its product as uncharacterized. Gene Ontology annotation, molecular function: guanyl-nucleotide exchange factor activity. NCBI's taxonomy places the organism in Eukaryota, Fungi, Mucoromycota, Mucoromycetes, Mucorales, Mucoraceae. The transcript has 2 exons. The record is from RefSeq and is a predicted model, not a curated record. Gene Ontology annotation, biological process: regulation of ARF protein signal transduction. Bases 1 to 1554 code for a protein of 517 amino acids.